Molecule: messenger RNA, 1657 nt
Organism: Hermetia illucens (black soldier fly)
Lineage: Eukaryota; Metazoa; Arthropoda; Insecta; Diptera; Stratiomyidae
Gene: La
Product: la protein homolog
Exons: 4
Coding region: 134-1228 (364 amino acids)
Biological process (GO): positive regulation of translation; RNA processing
Cellular component (GO): cytosol; cytoplasmic stress granule; nucleus
Molecular function (GO): RNA binding
Source: RefSeq, a predicted model, not a curated record
UGUCAUUAAUUUCCCCAACAACAACUUUUCACGUUUUAUUCCGGCGAGUACCAUCAGCUUGUCCUGUGUCGGCGACUGUACCGCGUUUCUGCCUUUUGCACGUGUUUGAAUUAUAAAUUUGCUUGCUUUCAAAAUGACUGAGGUUAUUGCCGAAACUCCAGCAACUGAACCUGCCCCGGAGGCAGAGAAACCAGCGCCCACCGGAGAGGAACUGGAAAAAUUGGAAGCUGACAUCAUUCGGCAGAUCGAGUAUUACUUUGGUGACGCAAAUUUAGUGCGUGACAAGUUCCUGCAAGAACAGAUCACCAAGGACGAUGGCUGGGUUCCGUUCGAUGUCCUCUUCACCUUCAAGCGCUUGGCCGCUUUGAGUACGAACGUCGAUGUCGUUUGCAAUGCACUGCAAAAGUCGGAGGAGGGACUCAUUGAGGUCAGCGAGGAUAAGACUAAAAUUAGGCGCCAUCCCGAGCACCCGGUACCCGAACUGAAUGAGGAACGGCGAAAGGAAAUCGCUUCGCGUACUGCCUACAGUAAAGGGUUCCCAGUCGAUGCCGAGAUGUCUGACUUGAUCGAUUUCUUCGCGCCCUAUGAGAAGGUGGUGAACAUUGUGAUGAGGAAAUACCACGACAAACCCACGAAGACGUACAAGUUCAAGGGCAGCGUGUUCGUUACUUUCGCCAAGAAGGAGCAAUGCGAGGAUUACAUCAACAAGGAGAAGGUCGAGUACAAAGGCACCGAUAUCAUUCGCAAAUGGCAAGAGAAAUAUCUGGAAGAUAAGAAGGAAGAACGAAGCUCGAAAAAGAAGAACAAGAAGCAACCGGCUGAGCCCGAAAUCAACCUACCAAAGGGUGCCGUGAUCCACUUCGAAGGAUGUGGCGACAGCACGACCUGGGAACAAGUCAAAGAGGCCAUUGUGCAGUUGGGCGGUGAAGUGGCGUACAUAGAAUACACCAGAGGUGACAAGAGUGGUUAUGUCCGUCUGCAGCAAGAGAACAGUGCCCAGCCGUUCCUGGAUAAGGUGGAGGAUAAGAAGAUCAAACUCGCAGACGACACAGAACUAACGCUUCGCACUCUCACCGAAGAGGAAGAGAAGGAGUUCCUCAAGAAAGCAGUCGAGCAUAUGAAGUCGAGGCGAAACAAUCAGAAUAAGCGCAAGUUCGGAAAUAACAGGAAGCGCCGACCAGAGGCCGCAGCAGAGGAUGAGCCGCCAGCAAAGAAGGACGACAAAUAAUCCAGACACUCUAUUCACUAGCAUUUUUCUUAGAUUUGAUAAGAAACUUUUCCCACAUCCCCUAAGGAAAUGUGGUGUUAUAAAAAUUUUAUCGGAAAACUGGCGAAGCGGGACGAACUCGACGCCUUUUUUACAUUUUUGAGUAUAACACUUGCUUAUCCUUUGCCCCUAUGUUAAGUUUGAAAGAGGAAUGACUUCAUCGCGACUUUAAAUUAUUUUCUAUUCGUUCGACUUCAUGGAAUAUAUCGAUGCGGACUCUGAUUGGGAUCGUGAAUUGAAUUCUGAAGUAUGUGUUGAUAGUUUGGUGAUUACUGACUGGUUUUUUUGUACGUGGAAGUGUUCGAUUACGAAGAAAUUUGUAAUAUAUUUUAUCAUCAACAACUCUAUAUAUACAUACUUUAGAAACUGAAUAAAUGUGUAAAAAUUAAA